Messenger RNA from Leptosia nina, 1458 nucleotides. NCBI's taxonomy places the organism in Eukaryota, Metazoa, Arthropoda, Insecta, Lepidoptera, Pieridae. The record is from the annotation of a GenBank genome assembly.
AUGGUAGACCAGUGCUGUGUUGAUGGAUGCUUAAGCUAUAAGGAGGACAUAAAUUAUUAUAAGUUACCAGUGAGUCGAACGCUGCGCAAGAGAUGGCUCGAAGCUAUAAAGAGUACCAUGAAACUGACAGACGACGCGGUUGUCUGCAGUAGGCACUUCCAAGAUGAGCAGUACAUGUUUGUCCGGGGGAAACGGCGGCUGAAACCCAAAGUUGUGCCUUGUGUGUUUGAAGAAAAAGAGAAAAGUGAGACGGAGAAAGAUGAGACAGAAGCUAAGUGUGAAACGGCUGUAGAUAAUCAAAAUGAGAAGAAUGACGGAGAAGGUAAAGAGAGUAAAGGGGAAGAAGAAAACGUAACUGUUCCGGAGCCCUGUCACAGUUCACCGAAGGAAGAUAAAAACUUAGUACCCGAUCUAGAAUUCUCCCCCAACAAAGACAUAGAGGAUAUAUUAACGAAUUAUCACAUAAAACAAAUACGUCCCUUGUCCCAAAUAACCGCGGAAAGGGAGGUGUCAGUGAGCGAGAAGGAUAAACCGAGUGAGGGAGACAGCAAUAAAGAGAUCGACCAAGGAAACGUGGAAAAUGUUGCGCUGGAUCCGAAAUAUGUAGAGAUAUCUGUUGGCGAAGUGGGUCAAGAUCAACCGAACGAAGACUGUCUGAUGCUGCUGGAGAACGUUCAAGUGGAGAUCGAUCCCGCACUAUUCCCCGAACUGGAACAGGACCAGAGCAUAGAGGAGAUCGAUCUGGACCAAGAGGACAAUAGUUCGGAUUGCAUCGAUUUGGGUGAAAAAAAAGACGCCCCCAUAAGCCUCCUCUCGUCCAGCGACGAAGACGACGUAAUAAUUCAGGAGCCGAAAAUCGACACUAUCGACGUAUCGGACGCGACCGACGAGGACGACGUCCCCCUCCUCAAACUGGCGAAGCGACACAAGAAGACCAAAAAGAGACCCAGCGAGAAGAUGACAGCCAUCAACAAGAUCAUGCUCAACAAAUUCCGCUGCGAACACUGUACGUACACCGCGGUGGACGCGGCUGACUACAAGAUACACGCGAACACACACACGCACGUACUACACAUAUGCGAUAUAUGUACAUACACCACAUCCAGCUGGGCGCUGAUAACUCGGCACAAGGAGAAGCACGGGAACAGAAACUCGAAGAAGAUGGCCAAGAAGUACAAAUGUCCGCUCUGCAACUACAGUUACAAGCACAAUAUGAGCCUGGUCUACCACAUGAGCACACAUGGAGACAAGAGUUCCUAUGGAUGCGAGAGGUGUGGGUUCUUCUCCAUCAGCCAGGAAACCGCCGCCAAGCAUAGGGAGGGCUGUACCGGGGUGAAGCACGCUUGCAAGUUCUGUUCCUAUUCCACUGUUAAUCGGAUCUGCUUGAAGCGGCAUAUGAGGAAGCAGCACAAGGACGAGAGCUAUGAUGGGGAUUAUGUGCCGCCGGGGUGGGUGUGA